This is a messenger RNA of Neolamprologus brichardi, 4391 nucleotides long. NCBI's taxonomy places the organism in Eukaryota, Metazoa, Chordata, Actinopteri, Cichliformes, Cichlidae. The record is from RefSeq and is a predicted model, not a curated record.
AGAAAGAUCUAGCUCAGAUGUUUCUCCAUAGGCUGAUGAUGUUAGACUACAGAGUCAGAUACAUUCCUGUAAAAUCAGACAGUCAGACAGAGGGGAACCAUCCAAAACCUGUUCAGGUGAUUGACAUAACUGAGGAAGAUUUCAGUAAUUUGGGGGCUUUAUUAAGAAUGGGUGCAGGCACACAUGAGACAGAACAGACUCAUUUGCAUCCAAUGGACGUUCAGAUGGCAGUAUUUCACUGCUCAGACAGCUUCCUUAAACAGAUGAUGAUUACAAAGCUCUCUCAGUGUCAGUAUGCCUUACCUUUGCUUGUCCCUGACCCAGUCACAAUGGAGAUCGAGUGUCCUCUGUGGACUUUCAAACAAAUAACAAAAACCUGGAAGGUAACUGAAGACGGCUCAAACAUCGUCACUAUGAAGAGUGUUCCAGUGUAUAAAGCUCGGACACCCUUGGUGUCAUUUUUCCGCCUGGGCUCUCCGUCAGUGUCUAAAUCUCAGCUGAUGAACACUUUGAUCAACGACCGUCACAGCACCUUUUUCCACAGAAACUGUCCAGGAAGCACCAAGUCUCGCUAUCUGAUGGAUGGUGUGGCAGAGAUCGCCUGGUACUGCCCUGCUGGAAAACCCAAUGAUGCCUUCAAUGACUGCAUUGCUUUUUGUAAUCUUCAUGGUGAUGCUCUGUUGACUGAAAAACGGCGCGACAUACUGAUUGAAAAAUCUUCCAUCAAUAUUAUUCUUUUUGCUUCUCUGCAAAAGCAUGAAGAAAGUCAAUCACUUAUAUCAGGUCUUUUUAAAUCUCGCAAACCUCUCAUUUGUCUCUGUGUUGAUGACUGUGAUGUUGUAAAGACAACAACUGGACAAUACAUCAUAGGUCUCAAGGACAGAAGCCAGUCAGAUGUAUCUGAAGAACUGAAACAAAUCAUUAGAGAAAUUUUAUCUGUAGAUGGAUCCAGCUUGAAACCCUCUUUCCAGCUUGAAAUGAUGGCUGAGGUCUCUGGAAUCAGAGUGGAUGAAAGCGACCCAGCCUGUCAAAGAGGGAAAUCUGCUGCUAUGAUAAUAAUGGAUUUGAUUAAAAAGAAUAACAUGGAUGUCUCAAAGCUCAAAGAUGAAUUCCUUCCUUAUCGAGGUGAUCUGUGGCAUCAGUGGUGCAAAAUACACAAAGAACUGUAUCAUCUCACAGGAGACAUUGAAAAGGAGAAAAGUAAAAAGCAACAACAACUGAUGAACAUACGCCAGAAACAAUGCGAUGUUUCCUGCAGUAAACUGAUGGAGUUGUUCAUUGAAAGUCUCUCAUCUUUGCCACUGACAGACAAACAGUAUUAUCUGAAAUGGAUUCAGAUAUUAAUAGAUGAUCUCUCCACAGAUGAGCUUUCCUCAGUUCUCCAAAGUUAUGAUAAAAAAUGGUCUGAGGUCCUGGCUUUAAAGAACAAAUGCAAUAAAUCAGAAAUGUUGUCAAUAAAACAAACUGAGCUUGAAGAAAUUUCCAGAAAACUGCAGUCUGCAACUUUUGGUUUGGAGCACAUCUUCAGAGAAAUGGGACAGAUCUAUGAAGCUCAUAGAGCAAUAGAAGGAGAGAGCAGACACACUGACUGGUCUAAAUACCCUGAGCUGGCUGCACAGCUGAUGAUAUCAGGACACCCAAUGGAGCUGAUGGAUGGUGAUGCAGGUCAUGUACCUUUAACAUGGAUCUCCAGUCUUUUAGAGGAAGUCAUCAAGAAACUGGGGGACCAGAGACUUUUUGUGUUGUCAGUUUUGGGCGUACAAAGCAGUGGAAAAUCAACAAUGCUGAACACCAUGUUUGGAUUGCAGUUUGCAGUGAGUGCAGGCAGGUGCACCAAAGGUGUCUUCAUGCAGCUGCUCAAAGUAUCAGAGGAGAUUAAGAAAGACUUGAAGUUUGACUAUCUUCUAGUGGUGGACACUGAAGGACUGCGUGCUCUUGAGCUGGAAGGUAACAUCACUCUUCACCAUGACAACGAACUGGCAACAUUUGUUGUUGGUCUGGGAAACCUGACACUGAUCAACAUCUUUGGAGAGAAUCCAUCUGAGAUGCAGGACAUCCUGCAGAUUGUUGUUCAGGCUUUCAUGAGGAUGAAGAAAGUUAAACUUUCUCCCAGUUGUGUGUUUGUUCACCAGAAUGUUACAGAUGUCGCAGCAGUAGAGAAAAACAUGGAUGGAAAAAGACGCCUGCAAGAAAAACUGGACCAGAUGGCCAAACUAGCAGCUGAAGAGGAGUUUUCCAGUGCAGAGUGCUUCAGUGAUGUCAUUGAAUUUGAUGUCCAAAAAGAUGUGAAAUACUGUGCCCAGCUAUGGGAGGGUAGUCCACCCAUGGCUCCUCCUAAUCCAGGUUACAGUGAGAGCAUCCAAGAAGUUAAGAACACCAUCCUCUCUAAAGCUUCAAAGUCUGAUGGGAUCACUCUGUCACAGUUCAAAAACAAAAUUCAGGACCUGUGGAGUGCCCUCCUCAAUGAAAAUUUUGUUUUCAGUUUUAAAAACACACUUGAAAUUGCAGCGUACAGAAAACUGGAGUCCCAGUACGCAAACUGGACCUGGGCCCUGAGGAACAACAUGUUGACCAUUGAAAAUCAACUUCAUAACAGAAUUGAAAAUGGAAAUCUUGACAAGGUGGAGGUGAGUCAUCUUAAAAAAGAAUCACAUGAAACACAUGAAAUAAUCAAAGAGGAAAUGACAACUUACUUUGAGGAGGACAAAGAGAAGGAAAUUUUGGCUCAGUGGAGAGGCAUAUUUGAAAUCAAAAUCAAAGAGUUUCAUGAUGAACAGGUGAGCACAUUGAAAAGAAAACUGGAUGAAGUUAUUCAACAGAAGAAGGCUCGUGAAAAGCUUGAUGAUAAGAAGAAAGAGUUUGAGGACAAGCUGCUACAGAAGAGCAAAGAGCUCGCUCAGCAGCUGAAGGAUAAGGCCAAUGAUGAAGAAGAACUUCAAAAACAGUUCAGCUCUGUUUGGAGUGACUUGGUCACUGAAAUAACAGCUGAUAUAAAGCCUAUAGAAGACAUCAACCUGGAAGAAGAUCAGUUUACUAUCCUUCAAGAACUUGGUUUUGAAGAGAGUUUCAUUAAUGAACGCAAACAAAAUGACAGAUACAAGAAAAUAUCCAGCAUUGGUGAUUAUUCCGAUUAUGUAAAACAAACAAAAGUUCUGGGAAUUAAAUUGCCAUUAAAGAAUGCAUAUAAAAACCAGCAACAGAUCAUAUCACUCAUUGAAAAACCUGUACAUGAGUCACUUGAUCCAAUCACAAGCAAGCUUGUAGCUACAAGAGGCUACAAACUAGCUUAUUUGCAAGAAGUAGCCAAACAGGUAAAACAAGAAGUCGACAAUUUUCAGAAAGAGACGAAAUGUGCUUUGAAGAAGGAGUUUACAGUUGAUCUCUUACUGUAUGUGUUCUCAAAAUCAGAGUGUUGGAUUGUAGACUCCCAGAAGAAAUUCAGAAUUAACAACGAUCCACUGACUUAUUUAGAAAGCAAGAAAACACAUUAUUACACAGUUUUUAGAAGCUUUUGCAAAGGAAGCUCAUCUGCUGUUGUGCUUGCAGAACUGAUCUGUGAAAAGCUGAAAGCGUCCACUGUUGAGGCUGCCUGUAACAAGACUGCCAUUGGUCUGGCUGGAGAGAUGAGGUGUAAUUUCCCAGCAUUCAAUGGGAACAGGCUGAACUUGGAGAAACAUGUGCUGAAGUCACUCGCUGAGAAAGAAGACUUUGAUGAUUUCAUCACCUACAUCAGGAAACCAAGAAGACAAACAGAAGCUUUUAUAACAGAAGAAGUAGAGAAAUACAUCUUCAUAGACCACAAAGUUGAAACUGUGAAUAUACUCAAGAAAAAUGUUGAUGAUGUCAACACACUGAUGAGUCAAGCUUUAUCUACUGCAACACAGAAAGUCCAAAAUCAGAGAGGAGACAUGAACAUGUGGCUGAAGGAAUUUUCUAGUUUACUAAAAGAUGAGUUAACUCUUCAUACCAUUUCUUCUCAAAACUUCAGUGACAUCAAUGAUUUUGAAUUUCUGAAGGAAGAGAUAAAGAAAAGACUUGAUUCCAUCAUUGAGCAAACUAGCAGCCUCUCUUUGGAUAAGCUGAAAGAAUCCAGGCUGAAGCCUGAUAAAAUCCUCAUUGAUCAGCUGUGUAAGUGUUGCUGGGUAACAUGUCCAUUCUGUGCAGCUGUUUGUACUAAUACCAUUGAAGGUCACAGUCCUGAUGACCACAACGUCCCUUUUCAUCGACCCUCUGGAAUCAAAGGAUGGCACAAAAGAGGCACAGUGGAAUUCAGCAUCAAUUUCUGCACAACAAAUGUUGCAAGGCUAAGCCCCAGGUGUUUCAAAUGUCUGGCUCCGCCUCUGAUCCCAGGAAUGCUGUCUGUCCUGGAAGAACCAGUUGGUGAGGCGUGA